Symbiodinium natans is the source of this 1503-nucleotide messenger RNA. The record is from the annotation of a GenBank genome assembly. Lineage: Eukaryota; Dinophyceae; Suessiales; Symbiodiniaceae.
AUGCCAUGGUUCUCAUAUCAAGAUGUGCGUCGAGAGCAGCGAGAGCAGCUGAUUCCGCGAGCCCGGCGCUCAAAGGUUUGCCUGGCAGCUCUGGGUGCUCUUUGCGCCGCCCCCGUGCUCUUUUUUCAUUGGCUGCCCACUCCUGCUCUUCAUCGUGCUCACGCCGGCGCGAGUCUAAAGCUCUACGAUGCCAAAAGGUCCGAGUCUGAUGGCAGCGAUGGAGAGGAGGAGCCGCAUCUGCAUCUUGGUUGGCAGAAAGGCUGCGCUCCCCUUGUGAACGGCACACAGGAUACGGUUCCCUAUGAAACUGGCAAGGCAUGCUGGAGUGGAUGUACGGAUGCUCUUGCCGAUGCAGUCUUGGGCAGCUUCGUUGGGACGUGGCACAGCAAACUGAUGAGCUCAACAAGUCUUGGUGCUGUGCUUUCAAGGUUCUCAUCGGGCUUUCAUGCGCUCUUGCAGUGGUAUUGUUACGUUUGGCUCGUUGCGAUGGUGGCUGCGCUCUGCAAUCUGGCCUCGCUGUUUUCUUUUCAGCAGCAAUCUCUCGACAGGCAGAAAAUUCGUGAGCUUGCACACGCUGCAGAUAAGGCCGUCAAGCAGAAGGCCGAAACCAUCACCUUCGUGCAGGACGAAGUGCCGCUGGAACUUUGUGGUGGUGGAGACCUGCCAGAGUGUGCAUACGGGGUGAGCAUAGGGCCCGAGUCCUUCGAUGCAGUGGCCAAGUUUUUGCGGGGCCUGGGCGGAGUGGCUCCUCUCCCAAGACCUCUAGCUGGCCCAGGGGCUAGCGCAGGGGCCGUGGAAGGAGCUGAGGCUGAUCAGGAAGCUUCGGAGGUUUUCACAUUCGUUUUCUGCCGUGCAAGCUGGGGUGAGCGCAUGCGCCUGUUCCGGCUCUGUUCGAGGGCUUUGAUGUUGAUGUUUUAUGUUGCUUUGCACUGCUGGUUCUGCACCGUGCUUCAAAUGAGCCUCCUGGCAUCCAGUUGGGUCUCGGAUCAAGAAGCACUUUUGCAGAAACACGUCUGGGCUUCUCCGUGGGUUGAAUACCUCCUGCGUGCACGAGAACUCCUGCACUUGGAAGGCCUGCCCUUCGAGGUGCCCACCCACAUUCUUCUGAUUUUAGUGCUUUUCACUUGCGUCGGCUUGGCGCGAGUAACCUUUGACGGAAUCUUGGCCGUGGUGCAGAAGCUUGAAAUCUGCUCAAGGCGAUUUUUCCUCAGCUCCGUGCUCAUGGACUUCGUGAAAGAUGGAUUGAGCACCAGCUCCGCGAUGGCAAGGCUCACUUCCCUGGUGCUCUUCAUCAUCAACGUCCUCUGCAUUGGUGUAUCUGGGCAUACCUGGGCAUACCUGGGCAUACCUGGGCUUAUCCGGGUAUGGGCACUGAGCACCAAGCACGGCCUGGUGUGGUCGUGCUCAAAGGCCUACUCCAGCUUGCUGUUUGGCUGGCUGCCCGACUGGGCCCCCCUUCUUUGUGGUGUUCCUGGGCUCUUCUUAGGAGUUUUAACUCCAUGA